AUGUGCUCAUCUCCAUCGAGCAAGGCAGUGCUCCAGAACUCUCCGCCAACGUGGUGGAUCCAAUUCAGCUCUCUGUAUUUGGCCAUAGAUUCAUGUCAAUUGCAGAGCAGAUGGGUCGAACUUUGCAACAAACUGCCAGUUUCUACCAAUAUUAAAGAACGGCUAGAUUUUUCUUGUGCCAUAUUUGACAAAAAUGGUGAUUUGGUAGCAAACGCUCCCCAUGUUCCUAUUCAUCUAGGAGCCAUGUCGUUUGCCGUGAAGGCUCAACUAGAAAUGUGGAAGGGGAAACUCGAUCAUGGGGACGUUCUCGUCACCAACCAUCCUCUGGCAGGCGGAUCACAUUUACCUGAUAUUACAGUGAUAACUCCUGUUUUGGAUGAAGAUAAGAACCCUAUUUUCUGGACUGCUUCACGAGGUCACCAUGCAGAUAUAGGGUCUAUUUCUGCUGGUUCAAUGCCUCCAAAUUCGAAAACUAUCUUUGACGAAGGUGCUGCAAUCAUGACUUUCAAGUUGUGCUCGAACGGGAAAUUUGAUGAGGCUGGAAUCACCAAGUUGCUUGUUGACGAGCCUGCUAAGCAUCCUGGUGGUUCCGGGUCUCGUGCUUUGAGCGAUAACCUUUCUGAUCUUAAGGCUCAGGUCUCUGCCAACUAUAAGGGUAUCACCUUGUUAAAGGACUUGAUCGAUACAUUCUCAUAUUCAGUUAUCGACUUGUACAUGGGUGCCAUUCAGUCAACAGCAGAGGUUGCUGUCAAGAAUCUUUUACGGUAUGCCAAUGAAAAGUUUGAAGGUAAGAAUCUUGAAGCAAUAGAUUAUCUUGACGAUGGAACUCCAAUUGCUCUCAAGAUUGUUAUAAACGCUUCAGAGGGUACUGCAGAGUUUGACUUUACAAACUCCGGCAACGAGAUGUACGGCAAUUUGAAUGCUCCCAAAGCUAUCUUGUAUUCUGCUGUUUUGUAUGUGUUGAGAUCAUUGAUAAGCAGCGAUAUUCCUCUCAAUAAUGGAUGUUUACGGCCUAUCAAGUUCAAGACCCGUGAAGGCUCGGUGGUGUCUCCUUCGUCUGAAGCAGCAGUGGUAGGUGGAAACGUGGAAACAACCCAGCGUAUAGUAGAUGUAAUGUUGAAGGCAUUUGAAGCAGCUGCAGCAUCUCAAGGAACCUGCAAUAAUUUUACUUUUGGUGUCUCCAACAAAGAGAAGGGAAUUUCGUUUGGAUACUACGAGACCAUCUGUGGUGGAUCGGGAGCAGGGCCAACUUGGGAUGGUCAGAGUGCUGUGCAAUGCCAUACCACGAAUACCAGAAUCACCGAUACUGAACUUUUUGAAAAAAGGUAUCCGGUUAUUGUGCAUAGAUUUCAAAUCAGGCACGGUCUGGGUGGCAGCGGUGUGCGCCAUGGCGGAAAUGGAGUCAUCAGAGACAUUGAGUUUACGUUUGAUGAUCUUGAAGUUUCCUGUUUAACGGAAAGACGAGCACUCGCACCUUUCGGAAUUUUGGGCGGAAAAGAUGGACUUCGGGGAACGAACACCUGGUACCGCAAGGAGGCUACCUCUGAUACCUACAGGGAGAUUUCGUUAGGAGGCAAGUGUACAGUUCGGGUGCAAAAAGGUGAUCAUGUCAUCAUUAUGACUCCAGGUGGAGGAGGGUACGGUGACCCAAAUCUGAAGCUAAAGAACGUUGACUAUAAAAUUACUAGCGCUCCGCCUGCUAUAUAUACCGGGUCAGUGGGGAUGAGGGCAGCAACCCAGGAAUCCAAUUGA
Meyerozyma guilliermondii ATCC 6260 is the source of this 1752-nucleotide messenger RNA. RefSeq lists its product as uncharacterized. The transcript has a single exon. Gene Ontology annotation, cellular component: cytosol. Gene Ontology annotation, biological process: glutathione metabolic process. NCBI's taxonomy places the organism in Eukaryota, Fungi, Ascomycota, Pichiomycetes, Serinales, Debaryomycetaceae. Gene Ontology annotation, molecular function: 5-oxoprolinase (ATP-hydrolyzing) activity. The record is from RefSeq and is a predicted model, not a curated record. Bases 1 to 1752 code for a protein of 583 amino acids.